This is a messenger RNA of Solenopsis invicta (red fire ant), 3482 nucleotides long. Its product is annotated as aminopeptidase N. Gene Ontology annotation, molecular function: zinc ion binding; peptide binding; metalloaminopeptidase activity. The transcript has 12 exons. The coding region runs from base 148 to 2976 and encodes 942 amino acids. NCBI's taxonomy places the organism in Eukaryota, Metazoa, Arthropoda, Insecta, Hymenoptera, Formicidae. Gene Ontology annotation, cellular component: cytoplasm. Gene Ontology annotation, biological process: proteolysis; peptide catabolic process. The record is from RefSeq and is a predicted model, not a curated record.
GAGCUUUCCAAAGUAUAAGGUUGUCAUUACGUAAAGUACAUAUAUGUUUAGUGAAACAUUUAUAUCUGCUGAAAUAAUAUAAAUUGUUAAAGGAAUUAGAUUUCUCGAAACGUCGUUGUAAACUUCUGGAACUAGAAUUAGAGCAACAUGAAUUUGGACAAUAUACGUAAAUCUUUUGUAUUUAUUGUUAUCACAAUUAUUCUUGCCGCAUAUGGCGAGUUGCAUAAUAACUGCAGCAUUUCGAUCGACUCCCCUUCGAAGGUGGUACCGAUUCACUACAACAUAAGUUUCGAUCCCGAUGUCAAAGCAGAUUUCAACAAGUCAAUGCUGUCUAAACCAUUAAAUAAAUACAAAUAUCGCUUAUUUGCUGGAAAAUCCAGCGUAACCAUCAGUACAUUUAGAUCAACGCAAACCAUAAGAUUAUUUGAAGAUUAUAAAAUAAACGAAAGAAUAAUUUAUAUAAUCUCAGCCAAGUUGAUUAAAAGCAAUGGCGUUGUUUAUAAUCAGUUUGUCAAUGUCGAUUCGGAUAUUUUAAUACUUCGUUCUAAUACCACAUUUCGUCCCGGUCUGUACACUCUACAAAUGAAAUUCAUCCGUGGAACAAAAGAUGAAAAGGUAGAAGGCUUUUUCAGAAGAUAUCACCAAAAUAAAAAUGGACAUACAUUAUUUAUGCUCGCUACAUAUCUUCACACAAUUGGAGCACAAUAUAUAUUUCCCUGCUGGAUUGAUCCGAUAUUCAGAACCACGUUUGCCAUUUCUAUAAAGCAUCACCACAAUUAUACGGCCAUAUCCAACAUGCCGGUGAAAACUAAUGAUGUGAUCAAUAGUGAUUUUAUGUGGACAAACUUCUCUACUACUCCUCCAUUAUCUACUCAUCACAUUGCGAUUGUUGUGACGAGCUAUGGCUUCGUUCGUAUUAACGAAAGUAUCACUUUGUGGUGUAGAGAAUGUUCUACAAAGUCACCGUUUACAUUCGCAAUGAAUAUUAUAAAUAAUGUCACGCAAUAUGUGCAAUCUGAAUUUGUAGAAGUAAAAAUUCCAAAAACGGAUCAUAUUGUAAUUCCUGAUUUUCCACAAGACGGUACAUCAAAAUGGGGACUCAUCUUUCAUAGGGAAGCAGAUCUUAUAUACAAUGUAGAAUAUGAUCCAAUUAUGCGGAAAAUAGAAGUUGCGCGCUUAAUAGCACAUAAAAUAUCUUUUCAAUGGUUUGGUAACGCAGUUAGUUCAUGUUGGUGGUCUUUCAACUGGUUACACGAUGGUCUUGCUACAUUAUACGGAGAGAAUGCUGUCGUUAAGUCUUUAAAUAAUUCCGGAAUAAUGGACUUUUUCAUAGUUCAGAAUCAAUACGAAUCUCUUCACUUGGAUGUACAUACCAGUAUAAAUCCCAUACAAAUUGUCAACGUUUCCCAGAUUGAAUCUAUAUUUAAAUUUCCUAGAUAUAUUAAAGUACCAAUUAUUUUACGGAUGAUUCAAGUCUCAGUUACCGAUUACGCAUUUCGAACUGGUGUCCGCACAUAUUUACGCAAUUACUUGUUUUGCUCACUGACGCCCGAUGAAUUCUGGUUUACACAACAAGACGUUGCUAAUGUGUUACGCCAAGUAUUCUCGUCACAAUAUUUUCCAUUUUGGUUAAGUCAUAAUCAUUACCCUGACUUGAUCUGGAGGCAAAGGGAACUUAACUCGGGUGCUUUGGAGCAAUUAUUCGGUGGAUUUUGGAUACCAACAGCUUUAUUAGUGAAGAGUUUUCUUCCUUCCAAUAUUAAACUGUGGCUAACUCUGGACGAACCGUCUUAUGAGAUGCUUCAUACUCUUCAAGAUGGUUGGAUAAUAGUCGACAUCCAGCAAGCUGGAUAUUAUCGCAUUCAUUACGAAGAUGACAACUGGGGCAAAAUUAUAAAUUACUUAAAUUCUGACGAAUAUAAAAAUAUAAGUGUCAUCAAUCGUGCUAAAAUCAUUGAUGACGCGUUUCAUUUGAUGACAUUACGCUCGCUCAAUGUAUCCAUAUUCUUGAAACUUGUAAAAUAUUUAUGGAAAGAGACCGAUUAUGCAGUAUGGUAUCCUUUCAUCAAAGGAAUGGAAUAUAUUUCCAAUGUGUUUCCAAUAUCACAAUAUAAUCCGUUGGCAUUCAGAGAGACAUAUGACGAGGUAAAUGAGAAGGGAACGAAAAUUAAUUUUGCUUAUAUAAAGGGAAAACUGAAAAAAUUAUUUUCCAAUUCUUUGGAUAAACUAGGAUUUGAAAAAGGUCCGAUGGAAAACGAACUUACUGAAUGUUUAAGGCAAGAUAUUGUAAAAUGGGCGUGUAUCCUUGAAUACGAUAAAUGCUUAGAGAAGGCUAAAUUUAAGUUAGACCAGCAUCUUCAAAAUCCUAAAUUAUUCAAAAUUUUACCAGAAUGGAAGAAAUGGACUUACUGUAAUGGUUUUAAAAAAGUGUUUGUACCUACGUGGGAAAAAUCAUAUUUAAAUGAGACGUGGUUAGACAAUUCCGGUAGUAAAUAUGUUGAAUACAUUUCCUGUUUUCAAGAUGAUAAUAUGUUGAAUUUGUUAUUCCACUUUCUCGAAUAUAACAGAGCGAAUUUAAAUGCAACGAGUAAAGACAAAAAAAUUUCUAUUAAAGUAUUUUAUUCUCUUAUUGUAAAGCAUGCAAGGAACAGUGUUGUACUUGAAACCAUAUUACGAAAAUUCUGGGUCAUCAUACCACAUGAAAUAAACUAUGCUGCCGCUUUAACCGUUAUCCUCAACCACAUAUAUUCCGUACAGCUGAUUGACAAGGUGAGUGUGUUCUUAGAGCAUGGAGGAUAUAUAUACUUGGGACCACUAACGUCGAAAGUUUACCUCAAGAUAAAUACACGUAGGUCAGAAAUUGAGAAGCAGAUCGACUAUUUUCAGAAGCUCAUAAAACGACAUUUUUCUAACCAUACGGAGAUGGCUAAUAAGACUAUGACCAUGACACGUUUGAUAGAUGUUCCAUUCCCUUGAUGAAAGGAUAACAUUUCCGCCACGUAGGUGCAAACGUCCCAAGAUAUAUUCUGGACCUUUUUUCUUCAAAACAUGCUGCAUUGGAAAUUAUAUUAUAUCUUAAUGUCUUCUUUCUAGCUUGUUUAUAUUUUUAAUCUUAACUAUUCUGUCUAUACUAAUAAUUUCGUACAAUUAAUAUUAUUAUUGUUCUUAGAUUAUUGCAUGUGAUUUUUAAGACUAUUUAUUUUCUGAUAGUGUAAACAAUUUUUUUUCGUGAAAUUGUAUUUCUACCAAGAGAAUAGUUUAUCUUUUUGCAUUGAUGUAUUUAGUUAAUUUAUUAUGCUUAGAGGAGAAAUAUGCAUUUAGCAAAUUUCUUCUCCAUUAAAUUUUUGGAUAAGAUAUGUACAAAUGUAUAAUAAGGUCUUUGUAAUUAAUAACAGGUGUAUAAAUACGUUCUUUGACAUGUUUCAUGCAGAAAUUCAAAUAUAUGGUAGAUACAUAAAUAAAGGACUGUAAGAUAAAUAAGA